Molecule: messenger RNA, 716 nt
Organism: Diorhabda carinulata
Lineage: Eukaryota; Metazoa; Arthropoda; Insecta; Coleoptera; Chrysomelidae
Exons: 4
Coding region: 77-649 (190 amino acids)
Source: RefSeq, a predicted model, not a curated record
AAGUACAUUCGUUAGAAUGCAAUAGUCUAUAUCUUUAUUUUAUGAUUAUGAUAGAGUAGGGUAAGUGAAAAGAAAGAUGAUAUAUUUUAUGUUUUUUAUGAUCGUAUUUUCAUUUGGAACAUGUGUUUUUGGAGCAAAUAAUUCGGACUAUCCGGAAUUGAAUCCAGAAUGGACGUAUUGUUUGGAAAUGACAUGGUUCGGACCUGAAUACAGUAACGUCACCAUGUAUAAUGGCACUUGUUCUGAUUAUCUGGACGAAACACGGGCUGAAGGUAUACCCUGUGCUGCCCCAAUUGUAAUUUCAUAUGAUGGAACUUUGCCUAAUAUGGAUUACCUUUGGGAUAAAUAUAAAGAAAGCAUUUUGUGUAAAAGAAGUAUAAGUCAAAGAUGUAUCAAGUAUACAUAUUAUUAUAAUAAUAUAAUUGCUAAUAUUACCUACAUGUGCGCAAAAGUUCAGCACGACUCUGGUGGAAUACUGGAUAGUGGGUGUUAUAAACAGAAAUUGACAGAAGGAUAUGAAACUGAAAUAUGCGUGUGUAAAUCUACGAAUGGGAUACAUUGGCCUUGUAAUGUUGCAUAUAACAUUAACGCUCUUAAUAUUUUGAUAUUAAUAAUGUUAUCUGGUUUAUUACAUAGUUUAUUUAGUUAAUAAAUUGAGUGUGAAGUCAUUUUGAACGAUACAAAAACCUUGAUAUUAAUACAUAGUUGUGAAAAUA